AUGUCUCUCUUCUUUAAGAUCCCAUUAGACAUCGAGAUCCGGCUAGAAGGAGAAGACACGAGACAACACGUGGAGAUUAAGAACGCCAGCAACCGUAUAGAAAGACUACCUGUGUUUAAAGAUGGAGAGAGUAUCAAAGGGUCUGUUACUCUUAGAACCAAAGAGGGUAGGAAGGUUGAACAUUUAGGCGUUAGGGUACAAUUGCUUGGGUCUAUUGAGACCAAUAUUGACGGACUUGUCAGUGAUGAUUUCCUUUCAUUGGCCACGGAAUUAGCAGCGCCCUCAGUGCUAACGCAUCCGGAAACCUACCCGUUCGAGUUUAAGAAUGUAGAGAAACAAUACGAAAGCUAUAGAGGUAAGAAUGCUAAGCUAAGGUAUUAUAUUCGGGUAACUGUCAAUAGAAAGUCAUCUUCGGCUUCGGAGAUAACCAGAGAAAAGGAGUUAUGGGUAUACCAAUAUGUUAAUACACCAGAAGUGGAUACUAAUACUACCACCAGUACUUCAGUGUUGCCCAAAGAGUCUCCAACAACAGUGAAAAUGGAUGUGGGAAUAGAAGAUUGCUUGCACAUUGAGUUUGAGUAUCUGAGAUCAAGAUUCUCGUUGCUGGACGUCAUCAUUGGAAGAAUCUAUUUUUUGCUUGUCCGGUUGAAGAUCAAACAUAUGGAGUUGUCACUUAUUAAGAGAGAAACGGUGGGUGCACCUCCCAAUCAAAUAACCGACUUUGAGACGGUUCUUAGAUUUGAAAUCAUGGAUGGAGCUCCGGUUAAAGGAGAAACCAUCCCUAUAAGGUUGUUUCUCAGUGGGUAUGAUCUUAUACCCACAUACAGAGACGUCAAUAAGAAGUUCUCGGUCAAGAAUUAUCUUUCCUUGGUGUUAAUAGAUGAAGACGCAAGACGUUACUUCAAGCAAAGUGAAAUCAUUCUUUAUAGAGAUAAGCCCAAUUAG
This is a messenger RNA of Lizanozyma spartinae, 945 nucleotides long. It is a transcript of the gene PEP8, whose product is annotated as retromer subunit. The transcript has a single exon. Lineage: Eukaryota; Fungi; Ascomycota; Pichiomycetes; Serinales; Debaryomycetaceae. Gene Ontology annotation, cellular component: endosome; retromer complex. Gene Ontology annotation, biological process: intracellular protein transport; retrograde transport, endosome to Golgi. The coding region runs from base 1 to 945 and encodes 314 amino acids. The record is from RefSeq and is a predicted model, not a curated record.